UUGAGCCGUGACUUCAUACUCGCUAAUGAUGGUAGGCGGACGUAUGUGUUUAAAACGGACAUUAAAGGUUGUGAGCUGUCGUGGUUUUGAUAACUGCGAAGAAAUCUUUAAAGUUAAAUGGCACACAUCCCUACUGUAGCCUCUUUCUGUCCUCUCAGUCAUCACAAACGUCCAAAUAAGAGCGCACUUUAAUUCCGAGGAGAGCUGGAUUUCACAGCGCAGAUGCGACUUCACCACAGUACAAAAGCCGGUAUGUUAGCAGCAGAUUUUCCGAGAAGACCCGGGGAAGGACAAUAACAGGACAGGACGUUAGCUUGGCAGGAGAAAAGCCUUCAGAAAAAUUUUAAAAGAUGAAGUCCAGAAAAGUUGAACCCCCCGAUGGCGGGUAUGGCUGGGUGGUGGUCAUGUCAGCCUUCUUCACCAUGGGCCUUACUGCUGCUGUUCUCAAAAACUUUGGACACUUCUUCAUUGAAAUCCAGAAUCACUUCGGAGUACAGGCCAGCACCACCUCUUGGGUGACCUCCACAACAAUUACUAUGCUUCAUCUAGGAGCUCCAGCAGCCAGUGCGAUGACCUUACAGUUUUCUCAGAGAGUAGUCAUCAUGCUCGGAGGCUUGCUGGCUACCUUAGGGAUGGUGCUGGCUUCACUGGACCUCAGUUUGCCCUGGCUCUACCUCACCAUGGGCAUCCUGCAAGGAACAGGUCUUUCCUUCUCCUGGAUCUCUGCCAACAGCAUGGUGAGCCACUACUUUGUACGAUGGCGUCCCAUUGCCCUCGCCAUCGCCAGUUCAGGUGAAUGCGUCUUUGCUGUUAUGUUCAGUCCAUUCUUCAAGUGGCUCAUUGACACCUACAGCUGGCAGGGUGCUUUGCUCAUCAUUGGAGGCCUUCAGCUGAACCUGUGUGUGUGUGGUGCACUCAUGAGACCCCUGGAGAAGACCACGAGUCCUGCACAGGACACCAAAGACAGUCUAGAUGCAACCACGCUCCCAGCAAAGAGAAUGACCUUCUUCCAGUGCUCCCUCAUGAGAAAACCUGAAUUUUUUCUGUACAUCCUGUUUGCAAUAUUUUCGGCUGCAGGGUUUUUCAUCCCGCCUCUUUUUCUGGUCCCCUUUGCUAGCAGCUUGGGCAUGGAUAAGUACUGGCCUGCCAUGAUUCUUUCUGUUCUGGCUUUAGCUGACCUGGCAGGGAGGCUGAUUUGUGGGUGGAUCGCCAACAUGAGGCUGGUAAGAAACCUGCAACUGCUCACCAUGGUGGCCACUCUCCUUGGCGUAGUGCUCCUGCUGCUGCCCAUCAGCCAAAACUACUGGGCCGUUCUGGUGUUCGCCUCACUCUACGGCUUCCUGUUUGGCUGUGUGGUGGCAAUUCACGUCACAGCUAUUGUGGACAUUGUAACCCUGGAGGGAUUCGACAGUGGACUCGGGCUCUUUAUGCUUUUAAGGAGCAUUGGAGGCUUCACUGGUCCACCUGCUGCAGGCUGGCUGGUGGAUUACACAAACAACUACAGCGUCGCCUUCUACUUCUCGGGCGUCUGCCUGAUUGUGUCCGCAGCGUUUGUCGUCCUGGUCGACCGCCUGGUCCAUAGGAGGAGAGAAGCAGUGGAGUCUCAAGUUUAUUGUGCAAUCAACCAGCAGGAGGAUUGGGAAACAGCAAAAGCCGAGUCAGACACUGUCACAUAAAGGGAGAACCCAGCAGAGUUGUGGGGAGCAUACUGUUUUUUAGGGGCACAUACUGAUAUCAGCUGAUAUUUUUCAUGUAUUUUUAUAUAUAAUCUAUAUUCACAUAUAGUGAUGUAGAAAGGUAAGUGCAUCACUUGCAAAUUUCAUUUCAUUUGAUCAACCAAGCAUGGAAUCCUCUAUGAAAGGAUCCCAACAGUUAAGCGUGGCAUACUUGAACACAAACACAAAGAAAAUCAGCUUUUUUAAAUUAUUUAUUCAAAAUAGAAAAUUAGUAGUUAUGUGUAGAGAAAGCACCAUCAGAAGCAGCACUCUCCUUCUUCCCAUCUGUUGCAUCAGCUCAAUGAAAUGUGAAAUUUUUCUUCUGUUCUGUUUUCUUCUGUUUCUUUAGUUUCAGGAUGUUUUACGGUUAGGGGUUUUUUGUGUGUCCUGCCUGUUUUGAGAUAUUUUUUGGUGUCCCUGUUGAGAAAUCUGCUUGCAGUUAAUCUGAUGGCCUCGCAUCAGACAAUUUGAUAUGAUGAGGUUUUCAGCUCAGUCAGCAGAGUCAGUGUGACAACAGCAUUUAUUGACAGGCAGCUUUCACAUUAGACAUCGCAAAAUUCUGACUAACUCAAACUUCUGUGUAAGACAAACUUUUGAGAUAAUAAUCCCAAACUUUGAGGUAAUUUUUCAGUGUUGCUUCUCAUGAGAAGCAGUCUUACAGUCCUACUGUUCACAGCUAAACAGACUUUAUCAUGCGUUGUAUGUUCAGUGGCAGACUAGUUUUUACUCUAUUUUACUAACACAACUUUUCUGCAGUCUAACAGCUGAAAUAGUUAACUGCAGAUACGCCGAUCGAUCGACCUACUUCAUCGUUAAUCUCAUUCUUUGGCCUGAAAGCCUUUGUCAGUUGUUUAGAUGUCGCAACCCAAACAGGUUCUGAUUGUUAGCACCUCAUCUGAAGCUGCUUAUUUAAAUUAUAUGCACUUGAAGAAGUGAGAUAACUGUAGCGAGGUCUCUGCAUUUUCAAUAUGAUUGAUCUGUUAUUAUAAAAAUGAGUACAAAAUAACUGCUUUGCCAUUUGCAGAUCAAAUGAGUGGUUACUCUACAUACAAAAAAAACAGCUAUUUCCAGGGUACAGUGCCUAUGUCUCAACACUUCAUGCAUGGUAGUCUUUGUGGGCUUAAGUGCCAGGAAGACAGUUUUAUUUGUUAAAUGUUUGGUGUUCUGCCAGCAGAUAGGUGAUUUGACCUAGUUAAACAGGUUUUGUAUGCCCUGUGUGGCAUACAAAAAAAAACUCUUAACAGAUUUGCAGACACAUCAGGGAACAGAUGUCACAAAAAGGAGCUGUAUUGUUUCAGCUUGAAGUUUUGUGCAGUCACACAUUUUGUAAUCAGAAUUGUAUAACCCAUCGUUAAUGGGCUGCAAACUUGUGACACUAUAAUUAUCCAAAGUUAGCCCGGAGGACCACGUCAUCGGAGUAAAAAUAAAUACUUUGGUUUUUAAAAAUAAAACAAGAAUUGCCAAACUGAAACACUGCAGCUGUACGUCUGUAGCAGAUGUGAGGCAGGUCUUCAUCUGCAGAAGUGACUGAAAGUAGUUCCAGCAGACUAGAGUUUAAAUAACAAGGCUGAUGAUGUAUAUACUCACGAGGAACUCAUUCCCAAAAUUCAUCUGUUUUAU
This is a messenger RNA of Oreochromis aureus, 3335 nucleotides long. RefSeq lists its product as uncharacterized. Gene Ontology annotation, biological process: transmembrane transport; monocarboxylic acid transport. The record is from RefSeq and is a predicted model, not a curated record. Gene Ontology annotation, molecular function: monocarboxylic acid transmembrane transporter activity. Lineage: Eukaryota; Metazoa; Chordata; Actinopteri; Cichliformes; Cichlidae. The transcript is spliced from 5 exons. The coding region runs from base 351 to 1676 and encodes 441 amino acids.